AUGAAUACCACUGUUACAAACUUAGCGAUAUUCCGUAGCAUUGGUAGUUCGUCCUUUUUCACUGAUGCAGCAAGGAAUAUGCCAAGCAGUUUCAGUUUUAAUAAAAUACGCUUUUCGCAAACUUAUCAUUCUUUCUUCCGUGGAUCGAAUGUUAGGUAUUUCAAAAUUGCUUCUUCUUCGUUCAAUAAGUUCCACGAUGCUGUUAUUCAUAUAUCAUCUAACGAGACACUUAAUUAUACCAAUAAAGAUAUAUCUGGAAAUAAAAACUCAACCGAAACGACCUUUACUUUCAAAAAGAACUUCGUUGGAAAUGCUGGUAAAUUACUUCAAGACGCAGAAUUUCUGGAUCUUGCCGCAAAAACUGCAACCAUUCACGUAACAUUUACUGAAUGCCUUCUAGCCAACUUUUAUACUCUAAAAACUGCAGGAAUCUCCGUGAAAUCUGCUAACGACCAAGCUGUAACUUUUACAAUGGAGAAAACCAUUAUUACAAAGUUUAUCGCUAAAUUCUCGAAUGUGAUGGAACUUGCCAACAUUUUCGUCAUUGCAAACACUACCACUUUUCAGAACAACCAUUUAUUUAGUGAUGCAUGUCUCGAUGACGGAAAAACAGUUAUGUUCUUUAAUAUACACAACGGAAAGAGUGUCAAUCAUACAAUGUCUCAGAACAACAUAACUAAAUGCAAAGGUGGUCAUAUUGGAGUUGUUUAUAAUUUGGCUGACAAUUUCCCCACAUAUAAAUUCUGCGCAUUCGCCAAUAACUACCACCGCAAUAAAAUAUGUUCUGAGUUAGUAAUUCUAAAUUCUUUAUAUGAGGACAAUACAAUAUAUUCCAAAGAUGGAUGCGAAUACCAUAUUGAAAAUUGCAUUUUCGCAAAUGCAACACAAGGAAUGCAUCUCGACGAUGCUGAUUUUUACUUAUUUAACUUCGCUGGUUACAAAGUUAACUUCACUAAUUGUUAUUUCUUAAAUUGUCCGAAAGUGUUUGCUUAUUCAACGCCUUAUACUGAUCAUGGUAAUUUAAAGAUUGUCUUCAAUGACUCAUACACCGAUUCAUAUACUAAAUUUGAACUCGCCAACCCAGAUAGGAUUACGGAAACCACAUUUAAGGGUCUUCAAUUAAGUUAUAAUGGAACAGUACCAGGUUAUACAACUGCUGACAUCCCAGUCAUUGUAUCUCUCAAGAAGUUCUAUCCUAAGUUCACACAAACAUAUUCUCAAAUUAGAGAACAACUCACUAACGAUGAAGGUGAAAAGUACGUAGCUUCAAGCAAAUCUCCAGGUUCACUUGCUAUUAUUGUCGGUGUCGCUGCCCUUUUCUACUUCAUUUUCAUCAUCUACGCCAGAAAGGGCACAAAGCAAAAAUUCUUCGUCCUCGGAAACUACGGUGCCGAAGGCAAAGGCUUUGCCGACCAGGAAAGAUGCUGCGCCUCUUGCCUCGACGCAUUACCUUGUCUCAAGAAGAAGAAAGAAGACGAUGCUAGCUUGGAUAACAUCGUUUCUGAUUACUCUUCUUACGACAAUGUUGAAGCUGCUCCGAAAUCUAAGGGAGCUACGAAAUCCAAGGACGCUCCGAAAUCUAAACCGCCACCACCUCCAAAGUCAAAGUCAAGCAACAAGAGAUUCGAGUCUGCUUCUGAUUACUCGUAUUCCGGAUACUCUGAUUCUUACUCCAAGCCAAAGUCGAAAUCAGGUCCGAAAUCAAAGCCUCCGAAGUCGAAAGACGCUCCAAAGUCUAAGGAUGCACCAAAGAGCGAAAAGAAGAAGAAAUCAAGCUCUUCUUCAUCAUCAUACUCUGGUUACUCUGACUACGAUUGA
Messenger RNA from Trichomonas vaginalis G3, 1818 nucleotides. RefSeq lists its product as uncharacterized. The record is from RefSeq and is a predicted model, not a curated record. Lineage: Eukaryota; Parabasalia; Trichomonadida; Trichomonadidae. The coding region runs from base 1 to 1818 and encodes 605 amino acids. The transcript has a single exon.